UGCCUUCCAGCUGCAUUCGUGUUCCAGCUGCAGACGAGAGCGGAGACGCCAACGAACGAGUCGCGAGACGAUCGCGAGCGGGAAUUAAAGUGCAACAACACGAAAACAGCAACAAAACAAAAACCAGCACCGUUUGUUGAACUCUCGUUUGAAACUCAGCCACAAAAGCAAAGCAAAAGCAAUCAAAACAUAAAAGCGAAAGAGUGAGCCAACAAAAUAAACAAAAAAGAGUUAGAACAAACCAGAUAAAAGGGUUUUGUCCAAAUGAUUGCUUGAUUGGAAAGCAGCACACCCCUUCUCCCCACUCCGACCCCGCCCACCCUGCUCAUCAUGUGCAGUGGAAAAUUCUUCCGCAUGCCCACCCUUGCCAUCUGCGGCGUUGUGCUGACCAUCAUUUUGGUCUGCAUUACGGGCAUCACCCUAACGAACAGCAUCAACAUUUCGAAUAUCGUAAAGCUACGCGAGAAGGUGGCCAGCGACUCGGCGGCAGCCAAUGGUGGCCACCAGGCGGCCCAGACACGUGCGGCACUGGUCGAGCAGCAGUACUCGACGCUGCAGCAACAUCAUCUAUCGCAAAGCGAUCUCAACUACAUAUCGGCAUCGACGCAUCCAAAGAAUCUACAGCGACCGUUGCAACAUCAGCAGCUGCCACAGCAGCAGCCCAAUAAAAUUGUGAUUGAAAUUGGACUAAGGAGCGCCAAUGAGAGUGCCAGUGGCAGCAAGGGGAGUGGCAAAUCAGCAAGUGGGAGUGGGAGUGGCAGUGGCACCACCGCUGGUAGUGGAAACAGGCCACUGGGCAUGCCACAUAUGCUGGAAGCAGCCGAGGCAUUGAUGGAGGGCAAUGUUGAUUCCAUAUCAUUGCCGGCAGCAUUGCCACUGGUGGCAUCAGCGCCAACAACUGAAAAGAGCAGCAAUGGCAAUGGCAAUGUCAAUGGAAAUGGAAAUACAAACAAAAGAAGCUCGGGGAACAGUCCUGGAAGCAACAGCAAUGCUCCUACCAACGGCACUGGGAAAAGCACAGAACACAACAGCAAUGACAGGAGGAGCACUGGAGGAGACAUAAAUGGAAAUAACACUGGAAGCGAUUUGGGAAGAGGCAACAGCGUCGUCAUGGAUAUCCGGGAUCACAAUCCAGGGGGCAUACAGUUCGAGCGGCGUGCCCAUGUCAAGCAGAUGAUGGAGCAUGCCUGGCGCAACUAUAAGCUGUAUGCUUGGGGCAAGAACGAGCUGCGUCCGCUGUCGCAGCGUCCGCAUUCGGGCAGCAUAUUUGGAUCCUAUGAUCUGGGUGCCACAAUUGUCGAUGGCCUGGACACGCUGUACAUUAUGGGGCUGGAGAACGAGUAUCGGGAGGGUCGUGACUGGAUUGAGCGUAAAUUCACGCUGGACAACAUCAGUGCAGAGCUGAGCGUGUUUGAGACGAACAUUCGGUUUGUGGGCGGCAUGCUGACCCUGUACGCCUUCACCGGUGAUCCGCUGUACAAGGAGAAAGCACAGCAUGUGGCCGACAAGCUGCUGCCUGCCUUCCAAACGCCCACUGGCAUACCCUAUGCCCUGGUCAACACAAAGUCCGGCGUGGCCAAGAACUAUGGCUGGGCAUCGGGCGGUAGCUCGAUCCUCUCGGAAUUUGGCACACUGCAUUUGGAGUUUGCCUAUCUGAGUGACAUUACCGGCAAUCCGUUGUACCGCGAACGUGUUCAGACCAUCCGUCAGGUGCUCAAGGAAAUCGAAAAGCCAAAGGGAUUGUAUCCAAAUUUUCUCAAUCCAAAGACGGGCAAAUGGGGACAACUUCACAUGUCGCUGGGCGCCUUGGGGGACAGCUACUACGAGUACUUGCUGAAGGCCUGGCUGCAGUCGGGACAAACGGAUGAGGAGGCGCGCGAGAUGUAUGACGAGGCAAUGGUGGCCAUCAUGGAUAAAAUGGUGCGCACCAGCCCCAAUGGACUGACGUAUGUGUCCGAUCUCAAGUUUGAUCGCUUGGAGCAUAAAAUGGAUCAUUUGGCAUGCUUUUCGGGCGGCCUGUUCGCCCUAGGCGCUGCCACACGCCAAAACGAGCACCGGGACAAGUACAUGGAGGUGGGCAAGGGCAUUACAAACACUUGCCACGAGAGCUACAUACGAGCACCCACACAACUGGGACCGGAAGCAUUCCGCUUCAGCGAUGCUGUGGAAGCGCGGGCACUGCGGUCACAGGAAAAGUACUACAUACUGCGUCCGGAGACAUUUGAGAGCUACUUUGUGCUGUGGCGCCUCACGCACGAUCAGAAGUAUCGCGAUUGGGGCUGGGAGGCGGUGCUGGCACUGGAGAAGCAUUGCCGCACACCACAUGGCUAUUGCGGCCUGCGUAAUGUCUAUCAGCAGGAGCCACAGAAGGAUGAUGUGCAACAGAGCUUCUUCCUUGCCGAAACACUAAAGUAUCUGUACCUGCUGUUCUCGGAUGAUUCGGUACUGCCGCUGGACGAAUGGGUGUUCAACACGGAGGCGCAUCCGCUGCCCAUCAAGGGUGCCAAUCAGUACUAUCGUCAGGCGCCCGUUACGCUGCCCGUCUCGAAUGCCUCAUAAGAGGCCCGACACUACUGGCAGCUGCUGCUCUUGUCUAUAGCAAUGCACUUUACUUAGCUCCUCAUAUGUACUAUAAAAGUGCAUAUAACCUCCUCUUUUUUUUCUUCUUUUUUUUUGUUUUUUUUUUAAGUUUUAAGCUAGUUUACAACGUAAUGACAACUACAACUGUAUAAGGCAACAAAUGAAAAGAAGGAAAGGAAUGAAAUGAAAAUGUAAUCUUUAGCAGGCACACAGCAAACCACACACAAACGAGAAAAAACUUUCAAUGUAACAUAUUUAUCAACGCUAAAUUAUUGUAUCCGUUUACAUAUACUUAUAUCGUAGUUAAAUUGUAGCUGUCUUCAGACACAAUUCUAAUCUCUAUCUCUAUCAGCAAAUUUGACAGUGGGCCUCAAAGACCCCAACAACAUUUUCAAUUUCAAAACAAAGAUGAUGAACGAUAAAUGAUUAAUGAUAAAUGAUAAAUAAUAAUGUAGAUGUAGGAAAAAACUCUUGAUAUUAAAAACAUUGAUAUGUAAAACGAUAUAUAUGUAUGUAUACAAGGUAUGUACAUAUAUGUACAUAUAUAAAUGUUAAACUCAGGUGUUCUAAUUAUGAUUUACCUUGCACUCUCAAGGCUCUUUCUCUCUAACCAACUAACUAGAAAGACUAGUACAAGUAAUCGUAUCUAACUCUCUCAAUCAUUCUACACGCAAUUCUCGAUCUAUGACUAUAUCUUUUCUACUGUACGAUAAAUGUAUGUACAUAUGUACAACUAGCAGGCAUUUUUCUUGCUCUAAUUUCCAACUUUGUUUUGUAAAUAAUUCACUUUCCCUCGCAAAAAUUAAGGAAAGGCAUCUUUGGAUGAAAAUAAAAAUGAGCAG
Messenger RNA from Drosophila subobscura, 3422 nucleotides. It is a transcript of the gene alpha-Man-Ia, whose product is annotated as mannosyl-oligosaccharide alpha-1,2-mannosidase IA. NCBI's taxonomy places the organism in Eukaryota, Metazoa, Arthropoda, Insecta, Diptera, Drosophilidae. The record is from RefSeq and is a predicted model, not a curated record. Gene Ontology annotation, biological process: N-glycan processing; carbohydrate metabolic process. Bases 331 to 2559 code for a protein of 742 amino acids. The transcript has 6 exons. Gene Ontology annotation, molecular function: calcium ion binding; mannosyl-oligosaccharide 1,2-alpha-mannosidase activity. Gene Ontology annotation, cellular component: endoplasmic reticulum; Golgi membrane.